AUGUUCUCUGUCAUGCUGAUGGACACCUACCGUGAAGAACGCCCCGGGCUCCGCAUCGCCCACAGGACGGACGGCCACCUCCUCAAUCAACGGUGGAUGCACUUCCAAUCGCGCGUAUCCACGACCACAAUUCACGAACUUCUCUUCGCCGACGACUGCGCCCUCAACACCGCCACGGAAGUGGACAUGGACCUCUUCUCCGCUGCCCGCAAGAACUUCAGUCUGGUCAGUAACACGGAGAAGACUGUAGUCAUGCACCAACCGCCACCCAACACAGCCCCUCCCCCCAACGUGCCUCAAAUCAGCAUGAACGGAACCCAACUGCAAGUGGUGUACAACUUCAUGUAUCUGGGCUGUACCCUUUCCCGCAGCACGAAAAUCGACGAUGAAGUAGCCCGCCGGAUUUACAAGAUCAGUCAAGCCUUCGGCCGCCUUCAACGCACAGUUUGGCCUCGUCACGGUCUCCAGCUCAGCACGGAGCUGAAGAUGUACAAGGCCGUCAUCCUCCCGACGCUGCUGUACGGAGCUGGGACAUGGACGGUGUACACGAAGCGGGCACGCCGACUCAACCACUUUCGCCUCAGCUGUCCUUGUCGCAUCCUGAGACUCAGAUGGUGGGGUCGCAUACCGGAUACUGAUGUACUGGAGCAUCGCCGCCGCCAAAGCCAAACGUGA
Messenger RNA from Spirometra erinaceieuropaei, 675 nucleotides. NCBI's taxonomy places the organism in Eukaryota, Metazoa, Platyhelminthes, Cestoda, Diphyllobothriidea, Diphyllobothriidae. The record is from the annotation of a GenBank genome assembly.